AGCAUCAGCAGGAGCAGGAAAACCGUGCAGUUGUCACUCGGCGAGUGUCAGUGUCCAGAAGAGAGGCAGUAGAGCAGCCAGAGCGUUUCGGGACGGUACGGUACGGAUUUGGGAGUCGUGCGAUUUGACUAUUGCGUUUUGAGUAGCCGCUAUGGGGUCCGGCGUGGCGACGGGUCUUCUGCUGCUCGUGUGUACCGUCUUCCUUGUGGAUGCUGUCACUCUAGAUUUAGGAUUAACCAAAGAAUUAGAAGAAGUAAUAAAGAAGGACGAGUUCGUGUUGUCGCUUAAACACCUGAAGGCGAGGAAACGCAACCGGGGAUCCGUUGAAACUCUGUUUUCCGUCGACUUUCCAGGCGCCGAACACAAAUUCAUUCUCCAGCUGGAUAGAAAAACUAAACGAGUGGUUGUUGAAACGUUGGAGGACAGCAGGAAAAGAUCUCAGCACUUCACAGUGGACACGAUAAACGAGAACACUACCAUAAAAUCCUUAAUUUUGGCAGUAAACCAGAGCCAACCUGGGGCGCACGCCACCCUCUACAUAGACUGCAUCUCGUACGGAAUGGUGGCCACGCCGAAAUCCAUGAGGGAAAUGUACAUCAGCAUGAGACAGCCCCGAAUGGAAGUGUUCCACGAACGUAAAUACCCAAUGGAAAUCGAUGGCCAGAGAGAUCUUCGCAUGGUACUUAGCAGAAACGAAUGUCCAAUGCCGUUGGAAACAUCCUACCAAAAAGUCGAUUUUUUGGACCACAACGCUAACAGCCUGAAGGACGACAACGGCUUCCAAUCUUACUCGGCUGAUUAUCCAAACAGAGGAGACAUUCCCCUGGUCAGCACACCAGAAGACUUUGGUAUUAUUGAAGCACUUAAUAAACUGAUCACUGCCACGAAUGAAAUGCAAAGGAAAUGCGAGAGGGACAGUCAAGCUUUGGAUCACAUUCGCAGACUUUUGGAAGAAUGUGACUUGUGCAGACAACGUCCGGCACCGAUUGUACCAACCUGUGCAAGUCAUCCUCCAAGCUGCUUCCCUGGUGUACAAUGUCACGACACGGCGGAGGGCCCCCGUUGCGGCAACUGUCCCCGCGGCUACAUCGGCAACGGCUACGACUGCCGCCCCGGGCGCACGUGUGCCGACCGCCCAUGCUAUCCGGGCGUCGAGUGCAGGGACGGACCGAACGGCGCCGUGUGCGGCAGGUGCCCCGACGGAUACGAGGGCAACGGCGAACAGUGUCGCGAAAUCCGCAGGAAUCCCUGCGACUACAACCCAUGCGCGCCAGGAACGACUUGUUAUCCCACCGACGAGCAUCCCUACUACAGAUGUCUCGGUUGUCCCCCCGGAUUUACCGGCAACGGAACAAAUUGUCAUGAUUUAGACGAGUGUGAUUUAGUUCAACCCUGUGAUCCCAAUGUAGAAUGCAUCAACCUUUCCCCAGGCUACAGAUGUGGAAGCUGUCCUCCCGGUUACACCGGAAGUGGUAUCCAAGGAGUUGGUAUUGAGGAAGCGGCUAGAAACAGACAACGUUGCGUAGACAUUGACGAAUGUGCUCAUGGGAGAGUUUGCGUAGAAAAUUCCCAGUGUAUCAAUACUCAAGGAUCAUUUAUUUGUGGACCAUGUAAUCCAGGUUUUAUCGGAAACCAAUCAGUGGGUUGCCACCACGGCGAAGGGUACUGUAAUGGGCAGCAGUGUGACAGAAAUGCACAAUGUGAUUAUGGAGUUUGUAUCUGCAGAACCGGAUGGGCUGGAAACGGCAUAUAUUGCGCUCGCGACAGAGAUUUAGAUAGAUGGCCUGACGAACAACUACCAUGCAGUGAACCGUUCUGCACAAAAGAUAAUUGCCCGGACACUCCAAAUUCCGGACAAGAAGACGCAGAUCGCGAUGGCUACGGUGAUGUGUGCGAUCCAGAUGCGGACAAUGACGGAGUUACUUAUCACGAGGAUAAUUGUCCUUUAAUACCAAACGCUGACCAAAAAGACUCCGAGCAUAACGGAGGGGAUAGAGUUGGUGAUGCUUGCGAUAAUUGUCCUUACGUGAAGAACCCAGACCAGUCAGAUAUUGACAGAGACGGGUUGGGAGAUGCAUGUGAUGAUGAUAUGGAUGACGAUACUAUACUUAAUAUAAGAGAUAACUGUCCGACAGUUCCGAACAGAGACCAAAGAGAUCAAGAUGGUGAUGGUAUAGGUGAUGUUUGCGAUAAUUGCCCUCAAAUUCAUAAUCCACGUCAGAUUGAUAGCGAUGGUGAUUUAGUUGGUGAUGAAUGUGAUACUGCUAGGGACACAGAUAGAGAUGGUGUUGGAGAUGACAGAGAUAAUUGCAGGAUUAUUCCAAAUCCAGAUCAGGCCGAUAUCGACAGAGAUGGUCUAGGAGAUGUGUGCGAUGACGAUAAAGAUGGAGAUAACAUUCCCAACCAAAUAGAUAACUGUGAAAUUGUCUACAAUCCAUACCAAGAAGACUUAAAUAGAAAUGGUGUCGGAGACAUUUGCGAAAAUGAUACGGACAAUGACACAAUCGUGAAUCACUUAGAUAAUUGUCCAAAUAAUUCCUUGAUUUACCAAACAGAUUUCAGUAAAUAUCAAACUGUAGUAUUAGAUCCUGAAGGAGAAUCCCAGAUCGAUCCCAACUGGGUUAUCUAUAAUCGGGGCGCUGAAAUCGAACAAACAAUGAACAGCGAUCCAGGAUUAGCCGUGGGACAUGACAAAUUCAGUGGUGUUGAUUUCGAAGGCACAUUUUAUGUUAACACUGAAAUAGAUGACGAUUAUGUAGGUUUUAUAUUCAGUUACCAAGAUAAUAGGAAGUUCUACACAGUAAUGUGGAAGAAGAACACUCAAACGUACUGGCAAUCAAGCCCAUUCAGAGCUGUUGCUGAACCAGGUAUUCAAAUCAAAUUGGUCAAUUCCGAAACUGGACCUGGACAAUUGCUCAGAAACUCAUUGUGGCAUACCGGAGAUACGGAGAAUCAAGUUAAACUUUUGUGGAAGGACCCAAGAAAUGUUGGAUGGAAAGAAAAGACUGCUUAUCGCUGGGUGUUGAUGCAUAGACCUAGAAUUGGAUUGAUCAGGUUGCGUAUCUUUGAGGGUGAGGACAAAGUUGCUGACUCAGGUAACAUCUUCGACACUACUCUGAAUGGAGGAAGGCUUGGAGUUUUCUGCUUCUCACAGGAAAUGAUCAUUUGGUCUGAUUUGGUAUACAGGUGUAACGACAAAGUCAGAGAAGAUGUUUGGAGGGAAUUGCCACCAAGCAAGAGGAACCUGAUUGAUGUGGACGAUACAAGAACCUAUACAAUUCAAGACAAUAACCUGGGAUACUAAAUGAAAUUGAACAAAGUACCAAGAAAAAUAUGUGUUCCAUCUACUAUAAAAAAACUUUUUCAACUAAUGUAAUUAUAUUUGCUGUUAAGAAGUACUUACUUAAUUGUUUUCAUUAUGUUUUUAUUUUGUAAAAGGAAUAUUUAAAGUUUUUGUACAUUUUAUGAGAUGAUUUGUAUUUUACUGUAAUAUAUUUUAUUAACAGUCUUGUUAUUUUCUAUAAUAAUCUGAAUAAAUAAUUUUAUAUUUA
Molecule: messenger RNA, 3551 nt
Organism: Aethina tumida (small hive beetle)
Lineage: Eukaryota; Metazoa; Arthropoda; Insecta; Coleoptera; Nitidulidae
Product: cartilage oligomeric matrix protein
Exons: 17
Coding region: 152-3304 (1050 amino acids)
Biological process (GO): cell adhesion
Cellular component (GO): extracellular region
Molecular function (GO): calcium ion binding
Source: RefSeq, a predicted model, not a curated record